CGUACGGUGAGUAAAGAGCCACGACUACUUCACUCGCCUCCACACAGAUUACAAGGAUCAGUAGACUAGACUGCAGACGUACGGCACAAGCUCGCUCCAGUAAUCCAUGGCCUCCGACCAUCGCCUAUACGCUCUCAAGGCCUUCGACGACACCAAGGCCGGCGUCAAAGGCCUCGUGGACGCGGGCGUCACCGCCGUCCCCGCAAUCUUUCACCACCCGCCGGAAUCCCUCAACGACGCACCAACCCAUCCCCAUGGCCACCAGUUCGCCAUCCCGGUCAUCGACUUAGCCGGCCUCGUGACACCGUCCGGACGGGCCUCCGUGGUCGGCGCGGUGACGGCGGCCGCGGAGACGGUGGGCUUCUUCCAGGUGGUGAACCACGGCGUGCCAGAGACGGCCAUGUCGGGGAUGCUCGCGGCGUUGCGGAGCUUCAACGAGGAGCCGGCGGAGGCAAAGCGGCCGUACUACAGCCGGGACCCUGGCCGGCGCGCCAGGUAUGAUAGCAACUUCGACCUCUUCCAGUCGCGGGCGGCCAGCUGGCGCGACACCCUCUUCAUGGAGAUGGCCCCGGAGCCGCCGCCGCCCGAGGAGAUCCCGCCGGCGUGCAGGCGUGUGGCGCCGGAGUACGUGGGGCUAGUGCAACGGCUGGGCCGCACGCUCUUCGAGCUGCUGUCGGAGGCGAUGGGACUCCGCCGCGGGUACCUGGAGGAGGAGCAGGAGUGCCUGGAUGGGCUGAGCUUCGCCGGCCACUACUACCCUGCGUGCCCGGAGCCUCACCUGACCCUGGGCGCCACCAGGCACUCCGACUCCAGCUUCCUCACCGUGCUCCUCCAGGACGCGGUCGGUGGCCUGCAGGUGCUAGUCAACGACGACGACGACAAGCAGCCUGCGUGGGUGGACGUGCCGGCGGUGGCCGGAGCGCUGGUGGUGAACGUGGGGGACUACCUGCAGCUCAUGUCCAACGACAGGUUCAAGAGCGUGGAGCACCGCGUGGUGGCCAAGAGCGUGGGGCCGAGGGUCUCCGUAGCCUGCUUCUUCCGGGUGGACGCGUCGACGAAGGUGCUCGCGCCGAUCGUCGCUGACGCCGGCGGCGCGCGGUACAGGAGCACGACGGUGGCGGAGUUGGUCCGGCACUACAGGGCCAAGAGCCUGGACGGGGUCCCUGCACUCCAACACGUCAGGAUCUGAAUGAAUCUCGCUUUCAUCUGCUGUAUGAACAAGUGCAAGUGUGCAACGAAUAAAUGAAAUGAAGAGACAAUUGCUGUUCGGUA
This is a messenger RNA of Hordeum vulgare subsp. vulgare (domesticated barley), 1272 nucleotides long. Its product is annotated as 1-aminocyclopropane-1-carboxylate oxidase homolog 1-like. The coding region runs from base 107 to 1189 and encodes 360 amino acids. The transcript has a single exon. NCBI's taxonomy places the organism in Eukaryota, Viridiplantae, Streptophyta, Magnoliopsida, Poales, Poaceae. The record is from RefSeq and is a predicted model, not a curated record.